Molecule: messenger RNA, 3906 nt
Organism: Lepisosteus oculatus (spotted gar)
Lineage: Eukaryota; Metazoa; Chordata; Actinopteri; Semionotiformes; Lepisosteidae
Gene: pdzrn4
Product: PDZ domain containing ring finger 4
Molecular function (GO): protein binding
Source: RefSeq, a predicted model, not a curated record
GUUGCCAUGAACUGAGUCAAAACUCCAGUGUGUGUGAUACUGAGAGGGGAAGAAAAGAGCGUGCCGCUGCACACUGGGACAGCUUCUGUUUCGAGUGAACACUGGUGUGACUGUGUGUGUCCUGUGCCAGAGUGACUGAUGAGAAACUGUAGACAAGUCUGGAGGGUGAUUCCCUGUCAGUUCAAUUGCCUAUCAGUCGUGGGGAAAUUAGAAGCCUUGCUAUUUUGUGCUGACUAUAAUGGGCUGCAAUCUGUGCACUUUACAGAAAAGAGAGGAUCACUACAAGCUGCUCUAUGAAAUUGCGCAGGUUAAUGGAAAAGAUCUUUCAAAGGCCACACAUGAGGAGGCAGUGGAAGCUUUUCGCAGUGCCAAGGAACCCAUUGUAGUUCAAGUUUUACGACGAAGUCCUAUCAGCAAGAGCCAUGGGAAUUCUCAGGAAGUUCAGCUUGUGGAUGUAUGCACACAGACAGACAUCACUUUUGAACACAUUAUGGCUCUCUCCAAGUUAAGACCUUCAAGCCCACCAGUACCUGACAUCUGUCCCUUCUUGCUUUCUGACAGCUGCCAUUCACUGCAUCCAAUGGAGCAUGAAUACUAUGAAGGCACAGAAUUUCUAUCCAAUAUGCCAGUGGAUGGAGACAGGGCAGAUGAGUUUGAGUACGAGGAAGUUGAGUUGUGUCGCAUGAACAGCCAGGAGAAACUGGGCCUGACCCUCUGCUAUCGAACAGAUGAUGAGGAGGACAUUGGGAUCUAUGUCAGUGAGGUUGGUCCAAACAGCAUAGCUGCCAUAGAUGGUCGUAUCAGAGAGGGGGAUCGGAUUUUACAGAUAAAUGGCUGUGAUGUGCAGAAUCGUGAGGAGGCAGUGGCAUUGCUCUCAAGUGAGGACUGCAGAAACAUUGUAUUGCUGGUUGCCAGGCCAGACAUACAGCUGGAUGAAGGAUGGAUUGAUGAUGAGCAUACUGAAUUUUUAGAAGAGCUGAAAAUGGAGAUGUUAGAAGACCAACAUAAAGAUAUAGUGCAAUAUCCUUCCAAUGAAUUGCAGGAGCCGAAAAAGACAGAGGAGGAUGAUGGCACAACAGACACCGCCACCACCUCCUCCAACAAUCAGGAGAAGGACAGCGGAGUGGGUCGCACCGAUGACAGUGUACGCAAUGACGAGAGCUCUGAGCAUGAGAACUUAGCAGAUGUCCAGCAACAAGCUUCUGUCAAGGACAAACAAGAAAUGGAACAGAGCCAGGACAUGCUGGGUAGCAAUGACAUCCAGUGCAUUGAGAGCUUUGCGUCUGGUGAGCACAUUGACUCAGAUUGUAUCAGAGCACAAGAAGAAGACUGUGACAGAUUCCGCCAGCUCCUGGAACUGAAGUGUAAAAUCAGAAAUAGUGGUGAGUAUGACCUCUACUACAGUCGCAGCAGUACCAUCGAAUGCAGCCUGAAGGAGCAAGAUGGUGUUGAAAGGGAGCUGCGCUUGCUCAAUGAAGAACUUAGGAGCAUUGAGCUUGAGUGCCAGAAUAUCAUGCAAGCUCACAAACUCCAAAAAGCCAGAGAUCAGUAUUCUGGAAUGUGGUCCGUUAAAGACGAAAGUUUUCACAACUUCAACACCAGCAUGGACUUGCAGGGAAGUAAGUUGGCUGAAAUUAAUGAGCAUCCUGAGAAAUCAGACAAGGACAGCUCCAGCGCCUACAAUACUGCUGAAAGCUGCCGUAGCACACCUUUGGCCAUGGACCGCUCUCCUGAUCAUUCCCUGCAAAGAAUGGUUAGCAUUACCAACAGAAAAAAUCUGAGGAGCUCUAUGACAACAUGCCAAAUGACCUCUAGCCAGGGAAACAAAGGAGCAUUUCUGGGCAAAGCCAAAACCUCUGGACAGAACAGCACCACUGAGUCAGAUGAAAUAGUACCUGAUGACAAAAAGCGAUCUGAGCAAGAGAGGAUUGGCCUUCAGCAAAUUCCAUACUUGUCACCAUGCCACAGCUCGCAGUACAGACACGCUAACAUACCUGCACAUGCCAGGCAUUAUCAGAGUUAUAUGCAUCUCAUUCAGCAGAGAUCAGCAGUGGAGUAUGCCCAGAGCCAGCUUAGCCUCGUUAGUAUGUGCAAAGACUUGCAGAAAUCUUCAGAGCCUAAAAUGGAGUGGAAGGUGAAAAUCCGUAGCGAUGGAACAAGGUACAUAACUAAGAGGCCAGUGAGAGACAAAAUCCUGAAGGAACGUGCCUUAAAAAUCAAAGAGGAGCGCAGCGGCAUGACUACAGACGAUGACAUGAUGAGCGAGAUGAAGAUGGGGAAGUACUGGAGCAAGGAGGAGAGGAAGCAGCAUCUAGUGAGGGCAAAAGAGCAGCGACGGCGGCGGGAGUUCAUGAUGCGCAGCAGAUUAGAGUGCCUCAAGGAGAGCCCCCAGAGUGGCAGCGAAGGGAAAAAAGAGAUCAACAUUAUUGAACUCAGCCACAAAAAGAUGAUGAAAAAACGAAACAAGAAGAUACUGGACAACUGGAUGACAAUCCAAGAGCUGAUGACACAUGGGGCCAAGUCACCAGAGGGCACAAAAGUACACAAUGCCUUCUUGUCUGUUACUACUGUAUAAUAUGGACAUUAUCCGGUGUGGUAAAAUUUAAUUGCCUCGUUCAAUUUUUAUGAAUGGCAAAUGGCAUUUUUACGAAAAAAUAUUUUUCACAGUUUAUAACCUGAAGACAUUUUAUAAACAAUUUUUCAACUGGUUUUCAUUGUUAUUUUUUAAAAAAUUUUCAUGGUUCUUCUUUAGCUUUUCUCCUGUUCUUUGUUUCAUGUAUAGUUUUAUAUAAAGUUGCAAAAUAUAUUUUCUUUCUAAUUUUUCAGGUUAUCCUUUACAAUAAAAAUCCAUUGUAACUGCAUUCCCGCAGUUCUUUCUCAAUACAGUUUAUUUUGAUAUUUAUAUACUGUGUCAUUAAAUAGUUUCUCAGACAAUAGGUAAUGUUGAUUGCAGCUUGGGUCUAUUUGAGGUUUCUAAGUGAGAAUGUGUAGGACUUUAAUCUCUUUUUACAUCUUCCCAAAUCAAUCUUAAGGCCACUGAGGAAUUGUACAACUCACUGUAUAUAAACUUUGCCUAUGCUCGUUCCUUUAACGUUCUCAUUUAUCUGCAGUGAUGCCUUUACACUUAAUGUUAUUAUUUUUAAUUAUCAGUAAAGAAUCCCCCAAAACCCAGGUGUGAGAGAACUAUUCAGAGAAAACUUGCUGGAGGCGGGAAAAACAAUGUACCAUUCAAAAAGUCUGGAAAGACAUUUUUUCUAUAUGCACAUUACACUGUAUUUCAGAUACAUUAAACACAACAAAUUGACUGCAUUAGAAGGAUACCUUCAAAAAUCAGAACAAAAUAGCCACAAUGCAUGGACCUUAGGAGGCUGCUAUAAUAAGCAAUUGCAUUUUAAAAAGAGUGCAGACCCAGCCUAAAGCUUUAACAUCUAUAUUAAUUAACAAUUUGUUAUUAUUUUUACUGAAAUUACUGAAAUGUAUUGUAACCACCCAUUUCCUUUAACUUUGUAACUAGCCUUAAAAGGUUUUCUUUGUAGUGUAUGUUUUUUGACUUGUUAAUAUAAUGCCAAAUCGUACCCUGCAUUAUUGCCUAUAUUUUAAAACUAAAAGUAGAAAUGGUAGUGAGUGUUAUUACCUUUUCUGCUAAAGUUGUUUCAUACACCUUUCCUAAAAUGUUUUUUGGUAAUGUAUUGUAAAUUAAAGCUGUACAUUGAACCUGUAUUUGUUCCAAGUAAAGUGUAGGUGGUCUUAUUUACAGUAAUAUGUAGUAAGCAAUUAUUGUAGCCAGAUAAAUGUGGUAAUUGUUAUAAUACAAAAUAAAUUAUUGUUUAUCUUCAAGAAAACAGAACAGCCAUUCCAUAAUUCUUCCACAACCUGAGGCAAUCAGAUUGUGCUCUGUGUUGGCCU